AGAAAAGAAGGAAAAUGAAAUGAAAAAGAAGUUCAAGAUUACAGGCCAGGAGGAGCCCAUGUAUGAGGCAAAGGUCACUGUGGACUGUAAGGGCAAAAACAACGAUCUGCCGGUCAAAAACGGAGACCUGGUGAGCAUCAUUCGUACCACCAACUGCCCUAAAGGGAAGUGGCUGGCCAGGGACAGCACCAACAAAUAUGGCUACAUCUCUGUGAAGAGCGUGGAACUGGACAUUAAGGAGAUGCUGGAGCUGGGUAAGAAGGUGAAGACACUGAGUCGCGCCAACGCCAACAGCCAGUUGGACGGAGAACCCCAAAACCUGGACAGCGGGAUGUCUAACCACUAUGAACUCAGUCAGAGCUAUUCAGAUGAUGACGAGUGGAAUGACGAUGAUGAGCAUGAGCCGCUCUCUCCCACUGAACUCAGUAACUCUAUGGACAAUGGACUGUACAGCACACUGUCCAUUCCUGAUACAGUGAGCGCAGAGACAGAGUCUCUAGAACAUAACCUAAGUGAUGCCAACACCAAGAACCCACAAAUGCAUGCUCGACACGAAGCACUUCAGAAACUGUCUACCUUUUUUAAGCAGCCUGCAUCUGAUGACACCACGCUAGACAACAACCCAAUUACGGAGAACAAGCCAAGCACUGAAGCCCGUUUGACCAGCAGCUUUACAGAGGAAGUUAACCCCGAAGUCCCUAACAUAGAGGUCUUGCCACCGCCAGACCUUUAUGCCGACGUCAUCACUGAGGAAUCUCUAUACACGUAUAGCAAUUAGCAUGCUGCGGAUGAGCAGCGAAAAUAACUCUACUGUGAAUCAUCAGUCAUGUAUCUCUAUACCUGCCUGAGCUGGGUAAACAUAUCAGUCAUGGCUGGGAUGCCUCGGAUGUCAUGUGAGCCAAACACUUGCACGCAUUAUAGACCCACGCUCAUGUCCUGGAGGGAGGGAGUGGAGUGGAUGGGUUCACUUUCCCCCCUGGAGAUUAUCUGAUUAGAGGUUUCGCUGCUAUAGUAGCCACUUUUCUUUUACGACAUGUGUGGAAAAGGCCUUAGGUGAUAUAUGGUGAAGUGAGUUGUCUGGGGACUGGGUCCGGAUAUAGCUGUCACAAGAAGAACCUGAAUCCUCAAUGCCCGGUGCAUAAU
This is a messenger RNA of Alosa sapidissima (American shad), 1143 nucleotides long. Its product is annotated as FYN-binding protein 1-like. The record is from RefSeq and is a predicted model, not a curated record. NCBI's taxonomy places the organism in Eukaryota, Metazoa, Chordata, Actinopteri, Clupeiformes, Clupeidae. Gene Ontology annotation, molecular function: protein binding. The coding region runs from base 20 to 778 and encodes 252 amino acids. Gene Ontology annotation, cellular component: plasma membrane. The transcript is spliced from 12 exons. Gene Ontology annotation, biological process: T cell receptor signaling pathway; protein localization to plasma membrane; integrin-mediated signaling pathway.